AUGGCGUCUGUUUCGUCUCUAGAUAAGGACUUGCGCAAGAUGCGCCUCGACAAAUAUACCCCUGGCGCCGCAAACGAAGCCCGGUCUUGGGUCGAAGCCGUCUUGGGCGAACGAUUACCAUCGAAUGAUCUCCUGGAAGGACUGAAAGAUGGCCUGGCGCUUUGCAAACUGAUCAACAUGGCCAUCGGCCCGCCCGGUAUCAAGUUCAAGAAAUCCGCCAUGCCCUUUGUCCAAAUGGAAAAUAUCUCGCACUUCCUCCGCGCCUGCCAGUCACCCCCUCUCAACCUACAAGAACACGACAUGUUCCUCACCGUCGACCUAUAUGAGCAGAAGGACCCCGCCCAGGUCCUCCAGUGCCUCGGCGCAUUCUCCCGAGCCGCCCACAACAUCAACCCCUCUGCCUUCCCAACAGCAAUUGGUUCGAGGCCACGCGGUGGUGGUGUGCUAAGCCCGCAAAGCACUGGACCGGCCACGCCUAGAAAUCGCGGCAUGUCCAAUGUCAGCGCUACAUCAUCCGUAUAUGGGUCCCGUCCUGGCUUGGCGGCUGCCAAAACCGGUGACUCGGGUUCUGGUCGCUGGAGUUCUACUAAGAGCCCUACUGGGGAGCGGGUUGGAUCACCCGGCAGUGUAUCAAGUUGGAGCAAGAGGGACCACGAGGGUGUUACCAAUCCAGCCUGGAACAUAGCCCAGUACGGCUAUAUGGGUGGCGCAAGCCAGGGUAACCUGGGAAUUGCCUUUGGAGGGCGGCGGCAGAUCACUAGUGCUAGUCCCAAUGUCCCAAACAUGGCUGAGAAGGAACGCAGGCGUAAGGAACUGACUGCCGAAGCUGAACGCCAGAAACAUCAGAUAGAGGAAGAGGGACGCGUGCGCCAGUCCGAACUCGAAGCACAAGAAGAACGCGCUCGGUUAGAGGAAGAGCGUAGAUGGGAAGAGGAGACCAGGCGGCAGCGGGCAGAUGAGAAGCGCCAAGCCGAAGACGAGAAACGGCGGUGGGAAGAGGAAGAACGCCAAUGGAAGCUGACUGAAGAAAAACGACGAAAGGAGGAAGAGGAAGCCGAGGCCAAGUUGGCAGGCGAACGCCAUCGUACUCAAAAUCAGAACGACGGCCGCCUACAAGGGCAAUUCCUCAGUCAGUAUCAGGCCGAGCAGAACUCAAGGACCCAGAAGACCGGCGACGACGAUUACAGCGACCGCAUCAAGCAAUUGGAAAAGGAGUUGGAAUUGGCCCGCCAGCGCGAACAACAAUACGAGGAAGAGCGACAAAGGCGGUCGCAGAAACGAGAAGCGUCUAAGCAUCGAGCCCUUUCUCGUACCCGUCCGGGCAUGCCGGCAAGGGAGCCCAGCCGCCAGGACUCUUGGUCACGAGAUGAGCGAGAGGUUCUACGUACGUCGCGGGAUCAGCACCAAGAGACGGCUCCCCCGCCACCGCCGCGCCCUCUUCCUGUGCCCACAGCUGCACCAGUCAAGACAAACCGGACAGGUGAGAUGGCGCCAGUGAAACCCCACCGGACUGGUGAGGGUAGACCCCUUCCCGUACCGGACCGAGCUAGAAACCAGGUGCCAAGUGGCUUCGGCACCGGCUCCCCACGGCCUCUGCCCAUACCGUCUGCAAAACCCAAUGCCAACCGAACGGAUCGGUACUUGGCGUCCAACCCAGCACCUGUUCAGCCCCCCCCGCAACAGACCUACUCGCGCGAACUCGACGCCACAGCGGAGCGUGACGAAGAGGACAGACGCCGGGCACAGUUCCAAACUAAGACCAAGGCGGGCGGCUUUGCUGGCAAGUCCUUGCUGGAGCGUGAGAUGGAAAUGGAGCGCCAACGGCAACGCGAAUGGGAGGAGUCUCAAAAGGAGACAGCCAAGGCGGCCAGGACUGGCGAUGGUGUUGAUGGUAUUGGUGGUGGGGUCGGAGGACGUUGGGAUGUCGGGCAGUGGAGCGGCUACACCGGCGGCGAUAGCCAGAAUAACGGUUCUUCGGGUAUCGGUGCCGGCAGGAGACAAAUCGUCGGGCCCAGACCACUCCCGGGGAGGCCUUGA
Anthostomella pinea is the source of this 2037-nucleotide messenger RNA. Lineage: Eukaryota; Fungi; Ascomycota; Sordariomycetes; Xylariales; Xylariaceae. The record is from the annotation of a GenBank genome assembly.